GAUACAACGCAAUUCAUUUAGCGAUACAGAAGAUGAAUUCUGUCUUAUUCAACGAACUCUGGAUGAAACUUGAAAAACUAGGCCGCACAGAGAACUCACUGAUGGACAAGAACAAUAAGACUCUACUUCAUGCCGCCGCUGAAAUCGGAUGGGACUACUGUGUAGCAUUCCUGCUAGGCCGUUCCUCGAUCGACAUGGAACAAAAAAGCAGGGAUGGGAAGACUCCUAUGAUGUGCGCCGCCGCUGAAGGCCAAACUGACAUCGUCGGUCGCUUGCUUCAAGCUGGGGCGCAUGUCUUUACCGAGGACCCGUGUGGUGCGACGGCGGCAUGUUUAGCAAUUUGCCGGCGGCAUGAUGCAACCGCAAAUGUGCUCUUCAACAAGAUGAAUGCAGCUGAAAAGGCACAGUAUGUAUCGAGGAGGAUCUCCCUGCUCCAGUCCCCGAGCGCAUCGUCGCGCGACCACCGCUGUUUCUAUCGGGACACGCUGUUCAAGGUGCUGCUGUUUGUUCGGCGCCAACUGGAAGGCGGCACGGAGCUGCUGCUCAGCAACGACGUGUUCACUUCCCUGGUCUCGUGCGGGCGGCGCAGCCGCAGCGACCCGUCCGUCUUGGGACCCCUGUUCCACCUGUGCGCGUGUAUGAUGCACGACAAGGCCGACUACAGCAAGUACGUGCACGCCGACAUGGUGGAGGCCUUCAUGCGCUCUGGCGGUCUCGAGCUCGCGCGCGACGUUCUCGGCCACGACACGGAGUCAUGCGACUUCCAGUGCCGCUGCUCGGCGCUGCUGCCGGUGCUGCCCGUGGCGGAACUCGACGAGGGGCUCCGCUGGGUGCGCGAACACCUGGACGAGCUGGUGAGGCCCUUCCACGAGUUCGGCGCCAAGAAGGACGUCCUGGCGUACUGGGUCGAAGGCGAACGCGUCAAGACCGACGUCAUGUGGGAGCGCUUCAGCGAGUCGUUCGGUCGCCUCCACCUGGAGGUUCGCGGCACGCCACUGAAGUGCGACGGUGGCGGCGCCGUGGGGACUGAUCCAGCGAACGACUCGAGCGCGCCGUUCGCGUUGCUGCAAGGCACCGCCGUCAAGCGCAAGAGUCCGCCGCCGUCCUUGAGGAAGCAAAACCACAAGGCGGCGAACAAGAAGGCACCACGAGCACGUGCCGUCCAGGCUCUACUGCAGGUGACCUUCACCGAGGAAUCUCGCGUGCCCAAGAAAGUACGCAGAGUUCCGCCUAGCCUGCCAAAGGACGAGGAGAAACCCCCCGCCAUGAAACCGGUCAACGUCUUGGAAGUGAUGUCUAUGGCUCCUACAGUGAUCCCGGCAGCACUCCCGCUGCAAGGCUACGCCAACGCCCUGAAAACCAAUCUUCCUAAGGAGGAACCUCCACUGCAUCUGGAUGAAACGCUGCAGCCUAGAUUCAAGUUCACUGGCGAUGGGAUACGAAGCCCUCUAAAGAAGCGUGAACAUGGCUUGUUAUGCGGCGCACCAAUGUCGUUCGAAGAAAGCUGUGCGUCUAAACCUUGCGUAACGGUUACUGGCGUUGAAAGCCCUUCCCUUCGCCGCGUGCAAAGUGACCCCGCACUGAAUAGCCCUAGAGCAAAGGCAGCAGCCAAACACAAGCUUGCGUAUCUCGAGUUCAACAGCUUUGGCAAGUCCGUCGCUAAUGAAUCCUGCGAACUGUGUCGUGCCUCGCAAGCUGCUGAGAGUACGUCAGUACCGAUGGAAGCGGAGACUAAUUCCGCAUUACUCUGUGAAAAACCACCCAGUAACGAUGAUGCAAUUCCCAAGGAGGAAGAACGCGCCACGCAAAUUGUGGGAGAAAACAUAAAAAAGCUUCUCGAGCUGGACGGGCGGGGCGCCGUUGCACCCGGUCAGACAAAACGUAAGCUGACCUGCCACAGGUUACACAGCUUACAAGAGCACCUCUUUUGUGAAAUAAUGCGGUCUCAACAAAUGAAGCCCUCGAAGGAUGGUCCAGACAUCGCAACGACCGCAAUGACCCUCGUUGAAACGAUGCUGAGAGCCAUUAACUCCCUAUUGCAAAAACCAGUUUACAAAGCCAACACCAGCUUGGACCCGCGCAUCGAGAUGCAACCCCUCUUCACCGUCGACUGCGACGUUGUGGAUUUGUACGCCAAGAAAGACAGUAAAGAACCACAGUCGGGCGAAGAGCCCGGGAACCAGGAGUGCUUGAAAGCAGACGGAGCGUGGUCUGGCAGCUUCGCUUUCGUCGCCGCGAGGGAAAUCGCGUACGACGAUCAGGCAACCCUGGGCUCCAUCUGGCUGUCAGAGAGCCAGCGGUGGAGGAAAUCUUUCUGUGAGGUGGCCAACUCACCGCUCAGCUCGCUGGUCGCCGUCAACGGGUUCUUCUACAGCGAGGAAAAGAGCAACUUCCUCGCGGGGGCAAGAACCAAUGAACGUACGUCCGUACAUCUAGGCAUUGCCAAGAACGGAAGAGAGGUGCUCCUAAAGAAGAUACAGUUUCGCUCAGAAGACUACGAGAGCGCUCUCGGGCGUGUCCUCAAGUUCAGAAGACUCGACCUGUACCAUGGAAAUAUAAAUGAAUCCCACGUAACAUGGAAGAGCUCUUCUGCGCUUGUCUACGUGCUGUGGCACCCGCAGGACAGAAACUUGGAACAGUACAUGGCAAUGCUUCGCGAGCGCAGGUUCCCUCUUGUGAAGUGGGGCAGAACGGCCAUGGGCCAACUGCUGGAUGCCCUCGCUUUCCUCCAUACGAGAAAGGAGCCCAUCGUGCACGGUCGUCUCAAGCCCUCAAAUAUUCUAGUUUCACCUAAAGGAACCUUGCUGCUGUCAGACUUAGCGCCCCCUGGAGUGUUGCCAAGCAUUCCCCUCGGUAUCGUCAGUUCCAGUAUGUACGGGUCGCCGAGGAAAAUUACAGACCUCAGCUGGCGCCCAAGAGAACUGAUUAUAGCCAUGACAAAGGAGCUUGCAGCUCAGAUCUUCUCGACAGCUUCGGAUAUGCAAGUCGCAGGAAUGCUGAUCUACUUCAUGCUGACCGGCCACCAUCCUUUCGGCAAGUGCGACGACGACUGUCAGGUCAACAUUGCCCGGGGACGAGUGCUCGUUAGGCCUGUGAACACGGAACUGGACGACCUUGCCCAUCACCUGCUCGCGCUCGAGCCAGAGUACCGUCUGUCGGCCAGCAGUGCCAUAAGGCAUCCAGUAUUUUGGGGACCACGGAAGCGCGUAUUCUUUCUGUCAGCAGUGGCAGUUGAAAUGGAGAUCCGGAAACAAGAAUGGACCACAGAAGGCAUACUUCGGCAGUUCAACAUGGCUUGCAGCUCUUUUAAUAACUGGUCUUGGCGAAUUCCUCGAGACGUGAUCAAGGACGCCUUCCCUAACGACGAUGCUCCUAAAGACGCGCUCGGCCUUCUCAAGCUCAUCAAGCGCUGUACACUGGAGUACGACACCAUGUCUUCAGAGGCACAGAAAGCGAUGAAGCAACCCGAGCGGUUCUUCGCCGAAACAUUUCCGGGCCUGCUGAUGGCCGUGCACACCGUGGUGCGGCGGAUCCACUGGCGCUACAGCCCCACCAUCGAGGCCUUCUUCUGACCGAAGGUGCCGUUACUCUCCCAUUAGGCGGACAGCGACCGAAAUCGCCGUGCUCCACUUGCCUGCCGCAUCAAAUCCCUUCACGCGGCGCGCCUCGCACCUAUACGCACGUUUUGCCGCGGCGACUUCCGACAGAAGAAAAUCACGCGCCUGCCACGACAGUCGCCGGAUCACCAGGGCGCAUCGGUUGUCCACAGGCCGGACCUGUGCGGACCGUUUGCGCAGAGACUGUGGGCGCUAAUAUGCGCGACGCAGGGUUUUUUCUGCGACGGUGGCCAGAUGGUCUGAUUGGCCGAGCGUCUCGAGCGACGUCUCGAAGGAGCGUGCCGCGCGGCUUGCCGGCCGCGGGCGGCAAAAGAGCGAUGCAGUUAAUUUGCGCCGCGAAUAAAGUUGGCCGCCGCUGUGGCCGCGCGAGAUUGUCGCCCC
This is a messenger RNA of Dermacentor silvarum, 3998 nucleotides long. RefSeq lists its product as uncharacterized. Bases 33 to 3572 code for a protein of 1179 amino acids. Lineage: Eukaryota; Metazoa; Arthropoda; Arachnida; Ixodida; Ixodidae. Gene Ontology annotation, cellular component: IRE1-TRAF2-ASK1 complex. Gene Ontology annotation, molecular function: protein serine/threonine kinase activity; RNA endonuclease activity; ATP binding. The record is from RefSeq and is a predicted model, not a curated record. Gene Ontology annotation, biological process: protein phosphorylation; IRE1-mediated unfolded protein response; intrinsic apoptotic signaling pathway in response to endoplasmic reticulum stress. The transcript has 15 exons.